This is a messenger RNA of Capsaspora owczarzaki ATCC 30864, 5183 nucleotides long. RefSeq lists its product as hypothetical. The record is from RefSeq and is a predicted model, not a curated record. Bases 24 to 4988 code for a protein of 1654 amino acids. Lineage: Eukaryota; Filasterea; Ministeriida; Capsasporidae. The transcript is spliced from 18 exons. Gene Ontology annotation, cellular component: cytoplasm.
UUUCUUCGUCUCAGUUUUCGAACAUGUCCAAAGUACCAGUCUUCAAGGACGACAAGGACCCGACUGUCCUCAAGACGGGUGGUCAUAUCGAUGGCAUGGUCAUGGCCCUCAUUGAGACUGCCGCCGACAAGGAGGAAACCGUCCACGACCGCGUCCGUCAGUCGCUCGUCGAUCUCGGUCUGCAGCAGCCCAACCUCGUCUUGAGCUCCAUCCUCGUGUUCUUCCACAAGAACAAGAAGAACAUUCCGCUCCCGCACCGCACCUUGCUGCUGCGCGUGCUUCGUGAUAUCGUCAACGAGCGUCUGGAAAAGCUGCCACACGAUCUUUGCGCCAUGCUGAUUCGCCUCGCGUCUUCCGAGCUCACCGCCACGAAGGAUCUUGUGCCGGACUGGCAAAGCACCUCCUCCGAGUUGAUUGUCUCGCUCGGUGGCCGCUUUGGCAAGGAAGUCGUUGACGAGCUGCUCAGCAAGUGCGAACCCGCCACCAUUCCCCACUUCUAUAUCGUCAAGACUCUUGGCAACUUUGCUUCGUCCCACGCUGCCCUGAUGGUGCCAUGCCUCAACGAUGUCUUUAGUCGAUUGCUGCCUGUUCUUGGCAUGAUCAAGCAGGACAACAUGAAGUUGGUUUUCUCAACCUCGAUCGGCCAUUUCUGCGAGAGCAUCAUCACCUUCGUUGCAAACAAGACCGACCACACUGCCGACAACCUCGGUCAGCGUGAUUUCGCUGGUCAAGUCUUCACUGCGUUCGAAGUCAUGUUCAAUGUGUGGUUGCCCAACGGCAACGACCCCAAGCUUCGUAUGGCGAUUGUCGAAGCGCUCGGUUUCAUGGCACAGUGCCUUUCUCGCGAGCAGUUUGACAUUCAGCUACCCAAGCUGGUUCCCGGUGUUCUGGCCCUGUACAAAAAGCACAACGAGCACCUGCCGAUCACUGCUGGCAUGUGCAUGAUCCUCGAAACGGCAGUCAAGGAGGACACCCGUGCGCUGGACCCGCUGCUGGAACAAACCCUGCAAACACUCCAGCCUAUGGUGGCCAUCCCAAUCGAUUACGGCUCGUCCACGUCGUUGAAAAACCACAACGAGCUGCUGCGCUGCUUUGAGAUUCUGGCACGCUCGUACUCUGACCGCGUCGUUGCCUUCCUCAUUCAAAAGCUCGAGAACUCCAACCCGGCCAACCGCAUCGCCACGCUUGACGUGCUCAAGCACAUUAUCAACUCGCGCGAUGCUGAGCUCAAGGACAAGAAGGAGCUCAUCCUGAGCGGCCUCAAGCAAGUGCUCCAAGAGCCCAACCUGUCGGUGCGCAAAACGUUCGGCACCGUUGUGAUUGCCAUGGCCUCCAAAAAGUACCUGGGCCUGGAGGGCGGCAACGCCAUGAUUGAGUUUGUCGUCCGUCAGUGUGCUCUGGUCGAGGAUGCCGCCGACCGCAAGAAGCGCGAGGAAGAGGAGCGCAAGCGCCGCGCCGCCCAAUCCAAGGAUUCGGACGAGAGCCGCCAGCGUGCGUUCAGCGAGCUCGAAGUCACAUCCCCUCAAGGCUUGCGCAGCAUGUGCGAGAAUGUGCUUCAUCUCAUCACAACGACCAUUCCUCACAUGGAAGAGGUGCUGUGGCCGUUCCUGACCGAGUUCCUGGUGCCCGUUCAGUACACGGACGCCUUUGCGAUCGUGUGCAAGUGCUUGACCUAUCUUGCCUCCAAGAAGCGCGCCGAGAACGCCGAGGACUACAUGAUCAACUUUGACCGCAAGGUCAACGUCCCGCGCCCGUUCGCACUGAUUGGUCGUCUGCUUGUCAUGGCCAGCCAUCCGCAAGAGCGUCAGCGUGGCAUGCAUGCGUUGCAGCUGCUGCAAUCGUUCUCGCCCAAUUUGCGAGCGACGCUGCCAGACAUGUGGGACGACGUCAUCCCGAAGCUUCUGGCCUAUCUCGAGGCCAACGCGGACGGCGAGUUUGACCAGAAGGCGUGGGAGGAACUUUUGCUCAAGUUCCUUGCGCGCACCAUUGACAAGGUUGGCAACGAGGACUGGACUGUCUCUCUCGGCGAAGAUAUGGCCAAGCAGCUGCCCUUGUACGACAAGCUCGUGACGCACAAGAACUUUUUGCUGCGCUGCAUCGGUGUGUGCAUGAAAAAGUCGACCAACAAGAACUUUAUCAAGACGCACCUCGACAUCAUGUUCAACAGCAUCGACCACAAGGACCAGGUCGAGCGCGAGGGUGUGGCCCAAGGCUUUGGUUUUGCCGCAUCGUCCCACCUCGACACGGUCAUUGAAAAGCUGCAGACCGUGACCAAGACUGACAUGGUUCGCAAGUCCUCUGGCUUCUUUGGCAUGGUCAAGGACAAGUCUGAGAUUGACGUUGAGCGGCUUCGCGCCACCGUCAUGCUGGGCUUUGGUUACACUGCGCUGUAUGCUCCUUCCAACCUCAUCACGUCCCGCAUUGACGUGUCCAUCUUCAACAUUAUCAUUCCGCAGUUUGCGACCAUCCGCGAGACGUUUGUGCGCGAGAAUGUCACUCGAGCGGUUGCCCUGAUCUGCACGGCGCUUCUUCCCGACCGCAUCGACGAUCCCAAGUUUGUCUGCACUCGUCGCACCGAGCUGCUCAACAACAUGCUGACCUACAUUACCGCUGAGAAGAACACGCUCAAGAACCAGGUUCAAGCUCUCGCCAUGGAUGCGCUCACGACCAUGGUGCACAUGGCCCCAGUUCUGAGCGAUGCUGAUCGUCUCGACGCCGUCCGCACAUGCACAACCGCCAUCUACGAACUGCCCGAGAACGUGGACGCUGAGCUGAUGACUCAAACACUGACUUCGCUGAACAAGAUGCUCGCGGCCAUCAUUGAGGAGAAUGCCUCCAUUUCUAGCCUCACGUCCAUGCUCGAGAGCUUGGCCCCGACCAUCCGUUCCGACCAAGCGCACCGUCGCCAGCGUGCCGUUGAGGCUGCCCUGUACGUGUCGCAGCAGUACUUUAAGUUCAAGAGCGAGCGCCUGAAGGAGAAUCCUGAGGUGCCUGAGGACUUUUUGGGCUUUGGCAAGCUCAUUGCCUUCCUUGCUCCUCGCUGCACCGACCCGGUUGUCAAGAUCCGUCAAACCGCGCUGGACGCCAUCCAGGUGCUGCUCCGCGUCAGUGAGCUCACCCGCGCCGGCAGCCCUGACAAGCUGACAUCCAACCCCGCCAUUGAAGCUGUGACUGUGCUCAAGGAGCGUGCCGAGAAGAGCGAGCCGAACGCGCAGUUUGCCGUGGUCAACGAUCUCUCCAAGGUUUUGGCCAAGACCCUCGAUCCCAUUGAGCUGCUUCCGUUCGUGGUCGAGCUGCUGGAGGGUCUCACGGACAAGGAGGACGCCGCUGCUUCUGGUGCAUGCGUUGUUCUGAAUGGCUUGUUCCGCCAACGCGGCGCUGAACUUGGCACUGACGUCCAGCUGCUCCUCGGUGAAAUUCACAAGCGUCUGAAGCUGAUCAAGCACGAGCAGACUGAGAUUGGCACGCUCCGAUCCCUUCGCACGCUUGCCACCCAUCAUCUCAAGACUGUCGUCACCGAUCUGCUUGCCUUCGAUCUGCCAUACGAUGAAGUUGUGGUCAAGAUCUGGAAGACGUUGGCAGGAGAGGAGGUGACCGCACUGCCCAUGCUGGAGCACUUGCUGACCGUCAUCACCAAGAACCAACCUUACGAAGAAAAGCCCAGCAAAAACAACAAGAAGGAGUACACUCGCGAGGCCACUCGUCCGCCAAUGCAAGCCACCAGCGCUCUCGCUGAGGUUUUCCGUGCUGAGGACUCGGAGGCCCUUGUUGGCAAGCUGUUGCCGCGCAUUAUGUGCAGCCUGCUGAUUCGCAUCGGCACGUCGAACGGCAUGGACGGUCCCAAGCUCCCCAUCGGCGAUACCAUUUCUGCAUUCAAGGAGUUCUUGAUCCGCUCCAAGGCAGACUACGUGACCAAGGACCUUGAUGAACAGGACCAUUGGGACUUGCUGUCGGACGAGGACGAGUUCUUCAACGGCCUCACAACGGUUGCUCGCUCGAUCUGCGUUCACGGCGGCGAGCACGUGCCGGCCAUGAUUGAGUUCCUGAUGCCCUUCCUCUCCUCUCCCUACGACACCCAGCGCGUCGUUACGGCUGCCCUCUUUGCCGAGUUCAUCUACAACCGCUGCGCCGAGAAUGUCAACCUGAUUGAGCAGCUGAUGAACGCAUGUCUUGGUCGUCUGAUUGACGACUCGCAUGUUGUUCGCAAGCUGUGCAUCCGUGGCUUGGGCAACGUUGCCAACGCUCCCGAGGCUCAGAUCCAACGCUACUCGACGACCAUCUUGUCCGCAAUGAUGGCUGGCAUGGACGAUAAGAACGACAUUGACGAGGAGAUUACGAUGGAGGCCAUGAAUGGCCUCUCAAAGAUCCUCGCCAAGCUGGACGAGAACCACAUCCGUCCCAUCCUGAUCAACAUUUGCUUGCGCAUCCGCCCUUGCUUUGAAAAGCAACAGGAUGGUGUUCGUGCAGCGGCCAUCACACUGUUCGGCAAGCUUUCCCGCUUUGGUGACGGCCCAUCCAAGGCUCCGUUCUUUGAGCAGAUUCUUGCCAACUUUGUCAGCAUGCUUUUGCAUCUCAAUGACGACUCGGUUCUUGUCCGCACGGCUUGCAAAUCUGCCUUGAAGGAUGUUGGUCCCUUGCUUGGCGCUGAUGAUGUGAAUGCCAUGUUCCAAAAGUACCUGUUGGAGAAGGGCUCGUUGCUCUACCCUGACUUUAUGAGCGAUCUCUCCAAGCUUGUGAUUGAUGCCUUCCCUGAGAAGAUGAACUUCUUUGUGAUGGGCAAUGUCAAUUUCUUCAAGAGUGACUGGGACACCAUCAAGGCGAACGCCGCCCUGUUUGCCGGCUUCCUGCUGUGCCAAAUCAACAAGACUGCUCGCGGGUCUGUCACGGUCGAGCAUGUCUGCUCUUCAUUGACCAACCUGUUGCAAGAGUCGUCGCCUCUUGUUCGCGAGAAGGCGGCCGAAGCGAUUGGUCUGCUUUUUGACUAUUAAAGCCAACAGCCGGCAUCGUGUGUGGUUGACGCUGCCUACUGUCCAGUUAUUGUUGGUGUUUGUUCUUGUUGCUCUCUCUCUCUCUCUCUCUCUCUCUCUCUCUCUUGAUACUUUGUGUUAUGUGUGUGACGUACGUGAUCAAGUGACAUUUUUGACUACUAGAACCCAAAUAGACUUGAAAUUUUCUGCACAAAA